Molecule: messenger RNA, 4530 nt
Organism: Pocillopora meandrina
Lineage: Eukaryota; Metazoa; Cnidaria; Anthozoa; Scleractinia; Pocilloporidae
Source: the annotation of a GenBank genome assembly
AUGGCAGUUUUGGUGAAAACUUGUUGCUGUGGCUGCAGCCUCGGUGCAGGUGUUAUGAUUCUCGGAAUCUUAGGCCUGGUAAGUUCCAGCAGCUAUUAAUCGCUUUUCACACCCUAGUAAUGAUAGUACCCGGUUUAACGAUUUUCGCUAUUUCGUACAAAUCGCGAACUUUAAGUUCCGGGAAAAUUAUACUCAGAGCAAAAAUUAGCCACGCGGAAUUUUGUUACGUCGCGUUGACUGAUCAGACGAAUAUUAAGACAUAAUUUCCAAUAUGCUUUUCUCUGCUCUAUAACGGCUAUAUUUUUACCAGUAAAAUGUCGUAAAAAAUAAUUUGUCAACGUCAACGCAGAGACAUAUGCGCAUUCUGAAUUUUCAGGACGACAGAACAACUCAGUGCAAACUUCAUAACUUUUCAGUAUUCGGUCAAAAACGGGCAUUCUAGAAUAAAUUGUUUCACGGUAAAAUUAGAUGUUGCAGCUGCAACUGAUACUCUGAAGUAAGGAAAUGAUCUUCUCUGGUGACCUACUGAUAAAAAAUAGAAGCCGGACAAACUUCGGACUUCAACAGCAUUCGAAGGUAUAGCUCUCACAUACUAGUCAUUCGCCGCCAUUACCUGAGCUACGAAACUUCAUGAAUGGAGCGAGACAAAUUCCAUCGAGUUCUUCGUUCCUUUCAAGGAAUCUGAUUUUAUAAUAGAAAUAAUAUUUUGAUCUUGGGAUGGUAUUGAAGUAAAGACUCGAUCAAUGCAGGUGAGCUGUAACUAAAGAAAUUGAAGUACGGAAGACCUCGUGGCUGGUGUGACGCGGCCUUUCGUUUCGGCCAAUAAACUUUAAAGCCAACUCGUUGCACUUCGCGCUCACAGUUCGAGAAUUCAAGAUGUUCCUCUAUAACAGAAGGAUUUUCAACCGCAGUUUUACUAGUUAUAAUUUUUUCAAAAAUCAUAAGAGAAGAAGCCGGAAAAAUGAAACCACACACGAUUCGAACGCAGCACUUUCAGCUGGGCUCCCCUUCAACUGUGCAAUGAAAUAACAUGUACUGGAAGCGUAAUCAUAGAGAAUAACACAUAGGCGCGCUUAGAUACGGAAUUUCUCUGUGUUCAACUCGAUAGCUCACGAGUGAGAUAUCGAGUUGAACACUCAAAGAUAAAUUCCAUAUCUGGAAGCAACCAUGUAUUAUUUUCUUUAUCAUAUAAACACAAUAGCCCCUCACUGACAAGACAAGUCGUCUUAAUUGACGAUUCGACAAUCCCUGACUAAAAAUUGUAAAGUGAGUUUGCGCUUAAGCCGAAGAUGAAAAAUGCGUUGAAUAAGUAUAAAAACAACAAUGGGCCUAAUUUUAAUACACAAAAUUCUCAGUUACCGACUUUGUCCUUAGCGACAGAAGAAAUCUUUCAGGUUCACGGCCAAAAGCGGCCUGUGGCAAAUAUUCCAGUUGUCGAUUUUCAUUCUCAGCCGCGAGAAAUGCCAGUAUAAAAGUCACUGAAUACGUAACUUUCGGUUUUUCUCUUCGCAUUUUGGUUUUCUCCCCUUCUAAGAAAGUUUGAACGUCACUGUCGGUAAGCGGUGCGAAUUUUUCAGCGUUUUAGCAGCCACAAUCCGAGAAUGUUCUGAAAAACAACCACGGCGGACAUUGAAUGAUGACAGCUUUGCUGCUCAUUCAUCAACCUGACCGAGUGGCGCGAAUGACGUGUUAACAGCUGACUGGCGAUAUCAAACACACAUGAAAAAAUAUCGUAUUUUUUCACGUGCGUUGUUACGGCUUUUCUCGGGGCUGGAAAUGCUUGUACAACACCGUAGUUUAUAUGAUAAAAUAUAUUGCAUGUGGGAGGCAUGAGUUCCAGUUCCUUUUUAAUAUGUUUCCCUUCAAUCUUUGUAACUAACGCCUAAUUACAAGCAUCGUUUCUGUAUUUGAAUAUCAUUUUAGUGUUCGCUUUGCUCUAACCGAAAGCAGGAGCUAGUGGAUGUCACUGAACUUUUUUUAUUAUUUGUCACACACCGCGUGACAAUUGUGUGACAAAGAAUUACGUCAUGAAAAGGGAAUUGGCCAAGCCUUGGGAAACAGCACGUCUUAUCGUGACUUAGAUUGUUAUUCGAUGGAUGAUCUGUAGGGGCAUAUUUCGGGUGAACAGUACCAGUUUAUCACUCAGUCGCUUAAGAAAAGUCUACGUGACAGAAGGAAAUAAUUGAAUGUAUCGUUUUAUCUUGCUUUUUUAUCUUGGGGGAGGGGGGGGGGGGGGGGGGGGGGGGGGGGUAGGGGAGGGAGGGAUGGGGGGGGAGGGGGAGGGGAGGGAGGAGGAGAUGGGGAGGGGCGAGGGGCGAGGGGGUGGGAAGAAGGGAAAAUGUUAAGGGUUCGAAUUGAUCGGCGCACAAAUAUUUGCAGUCCAACUGUGUUUUUAUGUUUGAAACAUAGCCUCUUCCUUCCUCAUCACAAAUGACACAAGUUUGUUUGAAAGUUAAACCUUCGCAUGUUUUUCUGGUGAAUUCAAAAGAGAGUAAUCUGUAUUUACUGUGGUAUAUCAAAUCUGAUCUGUAGUUGCAUUUCUUUUUUCAUUUCAGUUUGCAUCAGCUUAUUCAAUUUAUCAAAACAGUCAGUCAAUCAAAGUUAACUUGAAGCAUAUAGAGGAGAACGCUGACGAAAUCAGCCAGGAUUUACAUUUCAACAAAAAGGAUUUCCUGGGUAUUAAGGUUUACUUUUGUCUUGUUCCGUAAAAUCUGUUAUAAAGAACACGUGUUUAGCUAGGAUGAAAAUAUUUCCAUUGGUGAGAUUAUACGUAAAAUUGUGUGGGGCUUCUUUAGUGACUCCAAUAUUUAUUUUACAUCGGUUCGUGAUCUUGUGUGAAAAUGAAAGUUCCACCAAUAAUUUUUAGAAAUGUUCAAACCUUUUUCUGCAAAAUAAACCGUCCCAGUCAGACAAGGUUCUCUCUCAUUUUCUGAUUAUAUUCUCACUGAUUAAUUGAUUAAUGCACUUUCUUAUUUUUUAACGAUCAUCUCUAAAUAUAGUGAUCGUGAGAUUGGCAUAUGUUUCCCUGGUAUUCGGAGUCAUCUCACUGUUGGUGAACCUGUUGCUUCUGGGAUCCUGUUGCUCAGUAAGUCCAACACACUAAGAACGUAAUUUUAGCACGUAACUUAAAAAGAUUUGAGAAGAUUAAACAUUAUGACAAAAUUUGUCUCAGAGGUACACAAUAAUUCUUCUUUUAGAAAUUUAAAACUAGCCGGUAUAUUGGGCAAUGAAAAUGGCUUUCCUAGUCAAAAUUUCAUUAAUUAAGGUUUUGCUUCGCUAAAUAGUUUUUGUAAGUUUGUUUGUUUUUUCUUUCAUUUUUAUGCAUUAGAUAAACAAUAGUCUCUAUUUGGCGCAAAAAUAUGCACGGAUACUUGUCAGUAAACAUAAUCUCUUCCGUGAGGGAAACCGUGAGCCUCGAGGGACAGAUAAUUGCAAGGAUAUAUGUACGAGCAACGGAGGCAGUUGUGUUUAUUAUCUUUAAAGUCGUUUUUGCAACUUUCAACGCACGGGAAAAUGUUUACGAGCAAUUUGCUGUUUGCUGCGUAAGAUGUUCACUUUUCAAUGCUCUUUGGUACGACUUUAUGAACAAACAAACCUCUCGUCUUGUAACAAUACCUAAACACUCUUUCGUCUUGAAUUUAAUUAUGAAUAAACGCCUUCAUAGUCGUUGAUGUAUGGUUUGAAAAAUGGGGAGUAUUACGAUAAUAUGAUGUGUUUGAACCAAUCGCGCGGAAGAAAAGCUUUGAUAGAAGUGUAUUCGAAUGAUUAUCUCACAUUAAUUCAACACUUAAAAAAAAAAAAAUGGAAAAAAUGUUUAUAUGACAGCAAAACACAAAUCGUCAAAUUUGCGGUUUUCGCUUUAAAUUGCCGAUUUUUCGUUUUGACUCGACCCAAACAGUCGCAGCUUAAAGCGCUGACUUUUAUUUAUUUAUUUAUUUGUAAGUUUACGUCACUGGUCAUCGUUCUUUUUCGUCGCAGGUUGACAAACAUUUGGCAUUUCCUUGGCUUGGGUGGAGCAUCUUCGAGCUCUUUUUCAGUUUUGGAGUGAUUAUAUAUUACAUUACCAUCUGCAAAGGGGUAAAUUGAAACAACUUUUUCUUUUCUUAUAAAGUAUUAGUAGAGAGCUUUUCCACGAACUUAACAUGAUUUCUGUUUCCUUCUAUUAUACAGUUUCCCGUAUUUUUAUUUAUUGACAUCACUAGAUGGCUGCUAUCGGUAUGUUUUGUUUCAGUUUAUUUAAAAAUUUAUAUUUGAGAGUCGGAGAAAAACUCGAAAUUGCAUUGAUUUUGCCUUGGCUCUGUGAUUGGUUCCUUUUUAAUUCUGUGAUUACUUGGCCGGUUUUGGUUUUAGCACACUCAGUCGAAAAGCACUCUAUUCUACUGUUCAACUGAAUUGAUGAUGGCCUGGGUCUGAACUCAUUCCCUCCCAAUUUUUUUUUCCAAGAUCUACUUCAUCAUUGUGGUGUAUUCGUACAUCGAAGCACUUCGUGAAGAUCCUUCGGGAACAAGUGCAGGAUUUUCUCCCCCUCCG